AUGAGUGACGUCAACAUACCACCACGUGAAGAAGAAGAAGAAGAGGAAGAGGAAUGUGCGAAAACGAAAGAAAACGAUGCUGGUGAACAGGAAAAUAAUCAAGACACAUCAGCUGCGACUGACGGUGAAGAGGUGGACCAUGUAUGUGUUUGUGCCACGGAAGAUGAAGAUUGUACACCGCUUGAGCUACCUCUAGCAUCUGAUGGUACUUUGCCAUGUUUCACGUUGUCGCAUUCUUUUCCGAAGGCAGUUGGAUUGAAGUAUAAAAAUCCUGCAACUGGCUUAUUCCGUAGCCUUCCAGUGGAUGAGGGAAAAAAAUGUGUACUGGCGCCGAAAGGAGGUUGGCACGGUCAUCGCUAUGUAGCGAUCAUCGAUGAUUCGUUAUCGUCGAGUGACAGACUGGAAGGACAGUGCGGACAGACUGAUCGAUUAAACAUGCCCGUUGAUCUAUUCGUCCGCAAUCUAUCAUUCAAAACUACUGAGGAACAGCUCAAAAAGUUUUUCGAGCAGUACGGUGAAGUCCAAUAUGCUGAGGUGAAGAAGGAUUACAGAACUGGUCUUCCUAGAGGCUAUGGUUUUAUUAAAAUGAAAACUUUGGAGGAUCAAGAAAAAGUGCUGAAGGAAGGCGAUUUCUACAUUGACGGUCGCAUGGCUCAAGUCAAAUACCCAGAUCAUGGACAGGAUGGUGGAGACCAAGAUGAUCGAAUCACAACGAAAAUCUAUGUCGGCCGAGUAUAUGCAGAAAUUACAGAAACAGACCUUCACAAAUUAUUUGAUGAAGAAGCGAAGAAAAUAUCACCGCUUGCCAAGGUUGAGCGAGUAUUUUUACCUAAGCCUUGCCGUGGUUUCGCGUACGUCUCGCUGAAUGAUCCGAAAGUGGUUAAACGUCUUUGCCAAAUCCGUGAUUUUGUUUGUGCUGGUAAGAGUAUUUAUGUUAGUAUACCUCGUCCAAAGAAACAGGAAUCGGAACCUGUUCGUUACUCUGGAGUGCGGGAUUACCGUUCGCAUCCAUAUCGAUCAUCCUACGGUCGAUGGGAUGACGAGCCAAUAAGUCGGAAAAGUUAUUAUAAUGAUGAUCCAUAUGCUGGACGAACACGGAGCUUGUUUGACGAUUUCCCAUCCUCUGGUGGGUAUGGCGGUCGUUCCGGAGACAUGUAUGGUGGAGGUGGUGGGUAUACGGGAGGAGGUAAUUACGGAUCGGGUAAUUCAUCCAGAAGCUGGCGAUAA
Brugia malayi is the source of this 1227-nucleotide messenger RNA. Its product is annotated as RNA recognition motif domain containing protein. Gene Ontology annotation, cellular component: nucleoplasm. The record is from RefSeq and is a predicted model, not a curated record. Gene Ontology annotation, biological process: regulation of gene expression. Lineage: Eukaryota; Metazoa; Nematoda; Chromadorea; Rhabditida; Onchocercidae. Gene Ontology annotation, molecular function: RNA binding. The transcript has 7 exons. The coding region runs from base 1 to 1227 and encodes 408 amino acids.